Molecule: messenger RNA, 777 nt
Organism: Cricetulus griseus (Chinese hamster)
Lineage: Eukaryota; Metazoa; Chordata; Mammalia; Rodentia; Cricetidae
Source: RefSeq, a predicted model, not a curated record
UUGCCCUGAACUCCUGGCAGACUCUGCCCCUCUCUUCAGCCAUUAUAGAUCCAUCCAUCAAGCACUUCGACGUUGCCCAUAUCAGCACCACAGCCACCAGUAACUUCUCUGUAGCCCGGGACUUCUGCUUGCAGGAAUGCUCCCGUCACCAGGCCUGCCUUGUCACCACGCUGCAGAUCCAGCCUGGGGGUGUGAGGUGCGUGUUCUAUCCUGACACACAUAACUGCAUGCACAGCCUACGGAGCCAGACCUGCUGGCUUCUGCUCCGCGAGGAAGCUGAGUACAUCUACCGCAAGUCUGGAACCCCCCGGCUCCUGUCUGGUGUAGCAUCUGCACCUUCUGUACGCAUUGACCCCUUCGGCCAGCUUCAGGGUGGGUCCCGGGUCAUCAAGGUGGGCACUUCUUGGAAGCAGGUCUACCAGUUCCUCGGCGUUCCAUAUGCUGCCCCGCCCUUGGGAGACAAUCGCUUCGGACCACCAGAGCUCUUGAACUGGACGGGCUCCUGGGAUGCCACCAAGCCAAGGGCCAGCUGCUGGCAGCCAGGUACCCCUACCCCAACGCCUCCCCAGAUCAGUGAAGACUGCUUGUAUCUCAAUGUGUUUGUCCCCGAGGACCUGGUCUCCAAUGCAUCAGUUCUGGUGUUCUUCCACAAUACCAUGGAGAUGGAAGGCGGUGGAGGACAGCUGACCAUUGAUGGCUCCAUCCUGGCUGCAGUCGGCAACUUCAUCGUGGUCACUGCCAAUUACAGAGUGGGCGUCUUCGGCUUCCUGAGUUCAG